AUGUGCAAGGAGUGAGUGAUUGACUUUAUCAGUCCAAGGACAUCAUUCGCGCGGAGAGGGGGGGAAGUUUGAUCCUCGUUCUCACGGAUCCCACUAACGGGAGUUUACUCUCCCCCGCUCGCUGAGCCCGGGACUACUCCUCUACGCUCGAAACUUUUUUUUCGCCCUUUUUCUUUUCAGUUCAGAUUCAGAGCUCCACGCUCCGCGUUCAGACUGAAUCCCGUUGUUUUUUUUUUUUUUUUCCUCGCACGCAUUUGUUGAACUUCACUCCGCUAACCUGGGGUUUCAAGUCUCUUUCCUCCUCCUCCUCCUUCUCCUCUUUCUCCUUCCUUUGCUUUUUUCGCUCGAGCCCGAAUGACUAUGCUCCUCGAUAGCGGUCCGCAGUUCCCGUCAUUAGGAGUCGGGGGCUUCGGCGCGCCGCGACAUCAUGAGCUGGGUAACCGCGACCCCGGCCUGGGGCUGGGCCCCUUCGGGGACUCCUCGGCGCAUUCGGCGGCGUUUAAAAUCAGCCCCGUCGCACACGACAUCGCCUCGAGCCAGACGUCCGCGUUCACGCCGCAGGCAGGAGGCUACGCGGCCGCGCUCGGACACCACCACCACCAUCACCACCACCCCGGCAGUCAGGUGGGCUCUUACGGCGGAGCCGCCGCCUUCAACUCCACACGGGACUUGUUCUUUAGGAAUCGGGGCGCAGGCAUCGGUGAGACGGCGGCGGCCACAAGCGCGCAGCACGGGAUCUUCGCCGCGUCCGCCGGCAGCCUACACGCGCCGCCCGGCAUCUCGGACAACGCCAGCCAUCUGCUCUUUUCGGGACUUCACGAGCAGAGCGUGGGCCACGCGUCGCCCGGCGGACACGUUGUAAACGGACAAAUGCACUUGGGCUUGCGCCCGGGAGACCUCUUCGGGCGGCCUGACCCGUACCGGCCAGUGGCGAGCCCGCGCGCCGACCCAUACGGUACGGCGCCGCUGCACAACUACAACCACGCUAUCAACGUGGGCAUGAACGUGCCCGCGCACCAUGGCCCGGGCGCCUUUUUCCGCUACAUGAGGCAGCCCAUAAAGCAAGAGCUCUCCUGCAAAUGGAUAGACGAGAACCAGCUAAAUAGGCCCAAAAAGACGUGCGACAGGACUUUCAGCACCAUGCACGAAAUGGUCACACACGUGUCUAUGGAGCACGUCGGCGGUCCUGAGCAGAGCAACCACAUCUGCUACUGGGAGGACUGCCCGCGAGAGGGGAAAUCAUUUAAGGCCAAAUACAAACUCGUCAACCACAUCCGAGUACACACUGGAGAGAAACCUUUCCCCUGUCCGUUCCCGGGCUGCGGGAAAAUAUUCGCGAGGUCGGAGAAUCUGAAAAUACACAAGAGAACUCAUACAGGCGAAAAGCCAUUCAAGUGCGAGUUCGACGGCUGCGACCGGCGCUUUGCAAACAGCAGCGACAGGAAAAAGCACAUGCACGUGCACACGUCCGACAAGCCAUACAUCUGCAAAGUAUGCGACAAGUCCUACACUCAUCCAAGCUCUCUCAGGAAACACAUGAAGGUACACGAGUCUCAAGGCUCAGAAUCGUCUCCAGCCGCCAGCUCGGGCUACGAGUCCUCCACGCCGCCGGUCCUGGUGUCGGCCAGUACGGAGGACCCCACCAAAACCCCCCCGUCAGCCGUGCAGAGUGCAGCAGCACACAGCGAAGGACUGGCUCCCAACUUCAACGAAUGGUACGUUUGAAGCUAGGAGCAGAACUGUCAUUGCGGACCAAAAGGUUCAAGGAACCUUAAAAAAAUAAACAGCAACAACAGCAACAAGCAUUCACACCAUGGUGAACAAAAUGGCAAUGGAAGAACGUGAAGAGAGAUGAGAGUUCGCCAGCAGGCCUCGUCCAUUCUCAGGAUUCCUAAAUUUGACUUUUAUUCCGAGCGCGAGGAAAGGAAAAAAUAAACAUAAAUAAUAACAAAUACACUUUCUAAGAAAUAAAUAAAAAUGGUUUCCGUUUUACUUUUCAGAUUUCAGAUGAUUAUUUUAUUUUUCAUUUUAUGUAUUUUCUCAAAAGUUUAUUUAAAAAAUAAAGGGAAAAAAGGAAUAUUUCACGGUGUUUUUAUAUGGGUGGCGCCCAAGUCACCUCUGGAUUGAUUGUUAUAACUUCGAACAGUCUUAAGAAACGUGCCAAAGUCUUUCUUUGUCUUUAACUUGAACAACAACGUCAGAAAAAAAAACAGAAUAAUAAAUCAUAAAUAAGUAUAUAGCCUACUCGUGAAUGUACUUUUCCUUGUUUGAUGGAGUCGAAUCUGUUGUCCACGUCCGUUACUUUUGAGAUGGAGAAAUGUGGUAGUAGGUUACGAUUGUUACCUUUGAAUAUAACGUUGCCUUUUGUUAAUAACGAUGUAAAUACAUAUCCAUGAUGCCAUAUUUAUCGAUUUGUAAUUUAAUUAUCGGCCAGAGAGUCGAAUCUUAAAUGAUAUUUAUGGAACAAAAAUGUUUUCUAACAAGAUUGUACAGUUUUGAGUCAGAAUAACCAGCUUAACAUUGAAAGAAGGUCAUCAACUCUAAAAGCUUCCUUGACGCGAUUGUAUCUCUCUUUUUUAACCAAUAAGUGUGUCUUAUCUGGAUCACAAAAAUAUCACCUAUGAAAUAUAAUGGAUUGACAUUUGUUUCUAAAGGUUAGAGUAUUGUAGAGGUUAUUUGAGGUCUUUAAGCUCUUAAGGACAUUGAUCCACGUAACAAACACAGAGAAAUUAGCUAUAUGAAGCGGUGCUGUCGGCGUAUUCCUGAUUUUGAUCCAAAACGAUAUUUUUUUCUGUAUUUCUGUUUUUUUUUUAUUUACUCUUAGCAGAGGGUAGAACUACUUUUCUAUAAGCAGCUAUUUAGAUAUACAAUUCGAGAGGCCCAUUAGCCAGCAUCUGACUCCUCGAUUCAGAUUCUCACGUGUGUUAUGCAAGAGCAUAUAGCUUUCAUCCAUGAACUUUUAACUCGUGUGAUAGUGUUUAAGAAACACCGAGUCAGUAUGGUACUCCAUUUUUGAUGGUUCCAGUACUGUCUUUGUGGAUGCAAGUAUGUGUUUUUAAUGUUUUCCAACCCAGAACAAUGGACUGUCACAACACAGUAAUCUCAAAUAAAACUUUUUUUUGUCUGUCAGUUUGCAUUGUUUUAAAUGUAGUUCCUAUGUGAAUAUAAGAGUGUUAUUCGUCAUGAGUACUGUGGUGUUACAUAUAGAAGAGUCUGAUAAAACAUCUGCGUGUUUUUAUGUGGAAGACAUAUGGAGAUGAAUUAUGUGUGUGGACGGAAUUCCAGUCUUCAGAGUAACAGAAAUAUGUUUCGUGAGGGGAAGGGUUUUUUUUUGUUUACUGACAAAAAGAGUUACAGCAUUGCAUUGUAACAUAUUUUUAAGAAUGGAAGAUUAUGCAUUCACAGAUUUAUUGUGCUUACGAUUUCAGACCACCAGCACUACUUUUGAAAAAAAAAAAAACAUAAUAAUGUAAAAAAAAAAUACAGUACCUCGCAAGCAACAGUGAUGAUAUAUUAAAUACUUUUAUUUAAAUAAUUUAACGAAUAUAUGUUUUAUAAGCUAUUUUCUAUACCUUAAUUUAAAACAAAGAAACGUUUAUUUCUGCCACCCUCAAUGUAUCAUAAGCCGUGGACUCAGAUGGUAAUCUGAUGUGCAAGAGCAGUUGAAUGUGAUGUUGUAACACUUUCUGGGACAAAAAUGGGUCACGCAGCAAGUUAUUCCUGAAAAGCAGAGGUUUCAAUGAUGAACUGUGUCACUGUGCCACAUUGGAGCUGAAGGACUGCUUCGUCUAAGCGAGCCUAUUCGACAUUUUAGCAAAGCAGAAACCAUGUCAUUUUUCAAAGUAGGCAUAUUGUUUGUCGGUUUGUUUGUUUUUAACAAACUAUUUAUGAUGAAAUGUGAACUUAAGUUUUGACUGAAAUUAAAAAAGUUACGAAAUGUGACCAACGGAGACCCGAA
This is a messenger RNA of Astyanax mexicanus (Mexican tetra), 3958 nucleotides long. RefSeq names its product zic family member 3 heterotaxy 1 (odd-paired homolog, Drosophila) (gene zic3). The transcript is spliced from 3 exons. NCBI's taxonomy places the organism in Eukaryota, Metazoa, Chordata, Actinopteri, Characiformes, Acestrorhamphidae. Gene Ontology annotation, biological process: regulation of transcription by RNA polymerase II; central nervous system development. The coding region runs from base 355 to 1725 and encodes 456 amino acids. Gene Ontology annotation, molecular function: DNA-binding transcription factor activity, RNA polymerase II-specific; RNA polymerase II cis-regulatory region sequence-specific DNA binding. The record is from RefSeq and is a predicted model, not a curated record. Gene Ontology annotation, cellular component: nucleus.